CCCUGCCUAGCCCGUGACACGACCUCUGCACCGGUCUGCCAAAAAGAUGGGCACUCUGUCUCCGUCUUCAUUGUCUUACUCUCAGUCAAUUACAUGGUAUUGGGACGUUCCUCAUCUUGCCCUCUGUUACUCUUGGGAAGCAGUGCGAUGAGCUCAAAGGAAGGAUUCAUCUGUCUGACAGCCUGCUGACUGGAAGAAGACGUUCCCAAUGCCAACGACGGAGGUGCUGAAUGGUUCCACAUGCCAACUUUGGACUUUUUGAUUGGUCAAGCACAUUAGGAUAUCUGAUUGGUGUCUGCUGUUGUUUGGAGCACACACUAACUUACUGGAGGAGGAAUUGAUUUUUGAACAUCCAUUUAUCCUUUGGUGUCUGAUAGCUGAGAAGUGACGUAGGGAGGGAGUCUCUUGAGGUUUGAGUCAUCAAUGCCCAGGCCAUUGUUAAAGGAGACCUACUGAGACCUUCUGACUAACGGACAGACAGGGAGUGAAAUAAGCAGCAUGGACACUAUCGAGAACCCCGACUUGGAGCCCAGAUCGGAGCGGAUCGCCCGCUACAAGGCUGAGAGGAGGCGGGAGCUGCAAGAACGCUAUGGCAACAUGGAGGAGCUCCCAUCCAAGUGGGUGAGGAGGGAUGGGGCUCUCAUGAACUCAGACAGUGCACCUCCCUCCACAGACAUGACCCUCUCUGGGGGGUUGAACGGCAGAGUGGGGGGGCCGGAGGGUGGCUGGAGGGGCCUCCACUUGGAGAGCAACACCCCUCUGGAGUCAGAACCUCUGAGAUUCUCCAACGGCUUUGAGGCAGACACCGCUGCAGACCCAACAUACCUCCAAAGGAAGUGUUCUUCUGACUCUGCCGGCGUGUUGAGUGGGGUGAAGCCCCUAGCUCCCCCAGGAACCCCUGGACCCGACGCGGCCCAGCUGCAAACGCGGGUGUCGGUGGGCCAGUUGAGGUGUGCCCUGCUGCAGCAGACUGGGACUGGAACACAGCCUGAGAAAGUUCCUGACAGUGGCCGUGCGGCCUCUUCCCUUGACCUGGCUGUAAAGCCGGGCUCGGAGGGGGGACGGCGGCGCACCCGUCGCUAUGUCCCUGGGUUGUCAGGCGGGGGCAGCAAAACCAACGAGCGCUUCAGGACACAGCCGAUCACAGCCUGUGAGGUGCAGGAGAGCGGCGGGCUGCUGGAAGCAGAGGAAGAGGAGAACGCUAAAGCUGAUGUGAAGACAGACGACAGAGCCAAGAUGAGUGUGGCGGCCAAGAUGUCUCUGUUUAAAGAGCUAGAGAAGUCAGCAGCCCCUGAGGCCUCCUCCUUUCUGAAGCCUCGCUCUGGCAGCGUCGCGUAUGAACGCAGAGUACGCCGUGGCAACGAGCACCGCUCACUCACUCAGCCAAUCACUUGUGAGGAGAUGGUGGUGGCCACCAGCACCCCCCAGCCAGGAGAAUCAGGCGAGGCCCAGGCUGUGCAGGCCGAGGCGGAGGCAGUGGAGGACGAUGAGAACAAUAAGCUGACUAUGAGCGAGAAGCUGGCUCUGUUCAACAAGCUGUCCCUGCCAGGGAACCUGGGGGAUGCCGCUCCCCAUGCCCCCCCAGAGAGACGCAGGCAGAAGGGGGCGCGCUACCGCACACAGCCCAUCACCGUGGACGAGGUCAGCCUGCUCCAGAAAGGCCCCAUCCGACUGCCCCCGCUGCGUCUGUCCCCCACCUUGUCCGACAGGCAGCAGGAGCGGUCCAUCAAUCUGAGGCCCAGUGAGGUGCGUCAGGCCCAGCCUCGACCCGGGGCCGAUGUGGAGCCUGCCACAGGACCUGACCCGUCCCAGCAGGGCCAGCAGCUGCGCAGGGACUCUGAGCCAGGAGAGAUCAGAGGCAUCCUGAGGAACAGCGCUUCUGGAGCACCAGUAUGGGACCGAGACAGAGACACAAUGUGGGAGGACAGACAGCAGGACCAGGACGGAGGAGGGGAGAGGGGGAACGAGGUGGAGGAGAGGAGGGCAGAAAGACAUGACAAUGUACCAGUGCCUUGUAGAGACAGACCAGCCCCCUCGGCCCCCUGGAGGCAGAGGAACAGGAACAGGAGGGAGACGGUGGCCGUGUGUAGCCCAGCCAGGCCCUCCUCAGAGCAGGGUCAUCCCCAGGAGGAGAGGCCUUCCCUGGCUGAACAGAGAAAGCAGAUGGACCCCCCUGGGAACACCUCUGGGAGAGACAGGCUGUCAGAUGCUUCCAGGGAGGAGGGAGAGGAGGAGAAGUGGGGCAGGGUGAGAAGAGACACUCCUCCCAGACAACACGUCCAGGUGACUUUAGCGGACCAGAGGAAGGAAGACAAUGAGAUCUCCCAUGAUGCACCAGUCGUCAACCCUCAGUGCUGGGUUCCUGUCUUUUCCUCUGUCUAUUCUAACAGUACACCUCAAUAUGUCAUGUGCUACAAUCAGACCAGCUCUUCCUAUGAGGCCCAGGAGGUCUCCUCUCCUACCCAGGUCUGCUCUCAGCCCCAAUGGAGACAGAAGCAGACUAGACCAGUAGAAGCGGAGGAGCUGCCACAGGCGUCGGUGGCUGAGCGCAUGAGAACCCUACAGGACAGCGAGGAGCAGUGGAAGACCAGAGGGAGAGGAGCCGCCAACGACUCAGCCCAGUACACUGUGGCCGGACGCAUGGCGAAAAGAGGUUUGGUGACCCCUGUAUCAGACAUAGAUGAGACCCCUCCAUCUCACACUAAGAGACCCUCCACAGGAGCCACAGCAACAGCAUGCCCAUAUGAAGAGAUCUCCAGUCACCCUGAGAUGGAGGUGGAAGAGGACACAAAGCUGGACAAACUGGAUUCCAUUGUGGACCGGUUGAAUACCACUCCCCAGGACACACCUCUGGAGGUGACCUCAGUGGGGGAGAAGGAGGUCAUGACCCCUGAUGACCAGGAGACAUGUGGCGGUUUCUACAGGGAGGUGUCUCCCCACUCACCCUCUGCCCUCCCUGCUGGGGCUGGAGCUGCCACUGGAACUGACCCAGAACAGGACCUGAGUGCCCUCUGCCAGACCAACACACCCAUGCUGACAUCAGAAGUAGCGCAGCACAGGCGGUCGGUGCGUCCGUCCCGUAGGACCCAGGGCUCCCGGAACCCUCUGCGUGCUCUGGUGGCCCGCGAUGACAUCAGACAGGACUUCAUGGGAGAGAGAAUCACCAUGGCUACCGUGAACACUAACAGGACACAAGUGGAGAAGUCAGGUCUGGCCAGUACAGAGGACUUCAGUAACGUCCACCUGCGUGAUGUCACUUCCACAGAAUCAGUGAGGAACAGCAACAACCUGCCCAUCAGCAACCUCAUGCUCAUUCACAUCAAAGGUUGGCAUCAUGUACAAGUGCGUCUGGUGGAGCCCACAGCCAGGUCUCUGAACAGUGGAGACUGCUUCCUGCUGGUCACACCCACUCACUGCAUCCUCUGGAGCGGAGAGUUCGCCAACGCCACAGAGAAAGCCAAGGCGUCAGAGCUGGCCUCGUUGAUCCAGACACAGGGGGACCUGGGCUGCCUGGCCUGUGAGGUCAUCCACCUAGAGGAGGGGGUCAAUACUGACAACAGCCUGGCCUCUGACUUCUGGAACCUUCUGGGAGGAAAGACACAAUACGGAGGAGCGGGAGCCCCAGAAGAGGAUGAGCUGUAUGAGAGUGGGGUGGUGGAGUCUAACUGUUUGUACAGGCUGGUGGAGAACAGACUAGUACCCCAUGAGCAGGCCUGGGCAGCCAUCCCUACUGUCUCCCUACUGGGAUCCACUGAGGCCCUGGUGUUUGACUUUGGCAGCGAGGUGUACCUGUGGCAUGGGAAGGAUGUUGCCCCUGGUGACAGGAGUGUGGCUGUACAGCUGGCCCAGCAGGUGUGGGGUGGUCCCUACGACUAUAGCAACUGUAGGGUCAACCCACUGGACCCCACACACUGCAACCCCAGCAUACAGCCGCAAGGUGAAAGACGGCCCAACUGGGCCCUGUUUGGCUGUGUCUCUGAGCACAAGGAGACAGCCCUCUUCAGGGAGAAGUUUCUGGACUGGGCUGCAGAUAAGGAGGAGACGGCUGCAAUGGUGGUAGAGGAGGCACAGACUGCCAUGCCAGUGUGGACAGACAGUGCAGACUGCCAUGCCACCCUGCCCCAGCAGCAGAUAGAGUGUGUGUCUCUGUGUGCGUGCGAUGCCAAGGCGCUGGUGGCAGGGCAGGGGGUGGCGCUGCCAGGGGACGGGGUGGUCUCUACAGUCCUGGAGGGGGUGGACGUUCGGAGGGGGCAUGGGGUCGUACCCCUGGAGGACGGGCGGCAGGUGGAGCUGAGCACUGUUUCCGUGGAUACCUGGCACAUUCAGGAGUUUGAGGACAGCGAGGCCCAGCUGGAGAGCCCAGGGCAGCUUCAUGAAGGAGACACUUACCUGAUCCGCUGGACCUAUACUCUCAGCCCAGCGGAUGAAAGCGGGCAGCCUGGGAGGGAGUGCUCUGCUGUCUUCAUCUGGCAGGGCCGGCACUCCAGUAUCAAUGGGCGAGGCGCGUCUGCACUCAGGAGUCAUGAGGGAACAGAGGUGAUGGUGCCUCAGGGGCAGGAGCCUCCGUGUUUCCUUCAGCUCUUCCAGGGAGGUCUGGUCAUCCACAAAGGCUGCCGAGCGGACACCACCAACAACACAGGGGUCUGGCGUCUGUUCUGUGUGCGUGGGGAGCUGCCUGAGGAGGCCAGUCUGUUGGAGGUGGACUGUAGCUGUGGCGGCCUGCGCUCCCGAGGUUCUCUCAUACUGCUCAACAGUCAACAGGGGGCUCUCUACCUGUGGUACGGCUGUAAGGUCCACGCCAGCUCCCGGGAGGCGGGUAAGAGGGCUGUGGAGCGACUCACUCAGAUGUGCCCUCCUGAACUGGGCCUCAGCAGUGAUAGCCUUUCGAGGGUGCAGGAAGUGGAGGAAGGGGCGGAGCCUGUGGAGUUCUGGAACGCUAUUGGGCAGCAGGACAGGAAGACCUAUGACUGCAUGCUGCAAGAUCCAGGGAAGUAUAACUUCACGCCACGCCUCUUCCAUCUGAGUGGCCGUUCCGGAACCUUCCAGGGGGAGGAGCUGCAGAGCCCUGCACGGUUGCCAGGGGUUGUCAUGGCGAUGCCCUUUGUCCAGGAGAGCCUGUACUUUGUGCCACAGCCAGCCCUGUUCCUGCUGGAUAACUGUAUGGAGCUGUAUCUGUGGCAGGCAGGUGAGCCUGAGGACAGUCAGACCACUGGCUCAGUCUGUAUCCGCUGGGCGAAUGAGAGGAGGUGUGCUAUGCAGACAGUGCUCCAGUACUGCAAAGAGAGGAACCCGAGGCGCCCCCUUCAGGCCUACCUCAUCCAGGACGGUGUAGAACCCCUCACCUUCACCAACGUUUUCCCUCGCUGGGAGAAGAGACCCACACCCACCACACAGGGGGAUGCCGGGCGGGUCAAGCUGACCUUGGUGCAGGACGCCCUGGCCCAGCUCAGUAAGACCCAGUACCCCCUAGAGGAGCUGCUGCAGACCCCUCUGCCCGAGGGAGUGGACCCCCAGCGCCUGGAGAUAUACCUCUCCGACCACGACUUCCAGACUAUUUUGAAGAUGAAGAGAGAUGAAUAUGACUCCCUCCCAAACUGGAAACAAGUUAGCCUGAAAAAAAGCAAAGGACUCUAUUGAAAACCUAAACAAACACAAAAAGAUCCCAUUUUAUUUAUGUCAACAUAUCCCGAGGAGAAAAUGUUUUUGUAUUUUCUAUUUUUAAGAGAAUGAUAUUUCCCGGUCAGGUGAUGACAAAUCGUGUACAGUGUUUUCUUAGUAGCUGUAUUAAAGUUGUGUCUGUG
Messenger RNA from Oncorhynchus gorbuscha (pink salmon), 5801 nucleotides. RefSeq names its product supervillin-like. Gene Ontology annotation, molecular function: actin filament binding; phosphatidylinositol-4,5-bisphosphate binding. Gene Ontology annotation, biological process: actin polymerization or depolymerization; cytoskeleton organization; barbed-end actin filament capping. Bases 499 to 5637 code for a protein of 1712 amino acids. The transcript has 33 exons. Lineage: Eukaryota; Metazoa; Chordata; Actinopteri; Salmoniformes; Salmonidae. Gene Ontology annotation, cellular component: cytoplasm; actin cytoskeleton. The record is from RefSeq and is a predicted model, not a curated record.